ACUUAGCCCCUGGUUUUCUGACUUCUCUUUGCAUAAUCCAACUGUUUUCUCUCUCUCAACUAACCCCUACUUUCUUUGCUACUUCUUCUUCCUCUUUUAUAUCAAAUGUCAAUCCUCAAUCUUCACCAACCUUCACUAUUUCUCUUUCCAAAUUUUACAACAUUUUUCAUCCUUAACCUCAUCAAAAAACAUCCUCAACAACUUGUGCAACCAAAAAAAACAUCUUAGUGACCAAAAAAACAAUUUGGUGAACAAAGUUGAAAGAUUUUUGGUUUUGGUUUGAAUGGGGAUAGAGAGAACCUUAGCUGAUAGAAAAGGAAGAGAUUUUUGUGAAUUGCCAAAGGAAACAAUUACUAGCAGCAGGUCAAGGAGGAACCGGCGGCGUCAGAAGAAGAUGCCGCCGGUUCAGAAACUUUUUGAGACUUGUAAGGAAGUCUUUGCUUCUAGUGGGACAGGAAUUGUCCCACCAGCUGAGGACAUUGAUAAGUUGCGGUCUGUUUUAGAUGGAAUAAAACCAGAAGAUGUUGACUUGGAUCCUAAUAUGCCAUAUUUCCGGGCAAAUGCAUCUCACAGAAGGCCAAAAAUUACAUACUUGCACAUUUACGAGUGCGAGAAAUUCUCAAUGGGAAUAUUUUGUUUGCCACCUUCUGGUGUUAUUCCUCUACAUAAUCACCCUGGAAUGACAGUUUUUAGUAAGCUACUUUUUGGAACUAUGCACAUCAAAUCAUAUGAUUGGGUGGUUGACUUGCCUCCUGAAUCUCCUACCAUUUUCAAACCCUCAGAAAGUCCUGACUUGAGGUUAGCAAAAGUGAAGGUUGAUGAUGAUUUCACUGCUCCUUGCAACCCUUCUAUCUUAUAUCCCGAGGAUGGUGGCAACUUGCAUUGUUUCACAGCAGUGACAGCAUGUGCAGUUCUUGAUGUUCUCGGUCCUCCAUAUUCUGAUUUUGAUGGAAGACACUGCACAUACUACACUAAUUAUCCAUUUUCCAACUUCCAAGUUGAAGGACUAUCCAUACCAGAAGAGGAAAGGAGUGUUUAUGAAUGGCUACAAGAAAAGGACCAACUUGAAGAUUUAAAAGUGGAAGGAAGAAUGUACAGUGGUCCAACUAUUGUGGAGAGUUAGCAAAUCAUAUUCUGUCUCAAACAUAGACAACAUCUUUCAGUUCUUGUAAUCAUUUUCUAUUUUCAAAUAUCCCUACAGAAAAAAAGGAGAAAAGCAAUUUUUUUUUUAUCAAUCUUGCAGAUUUUAUGCUGGUUUUCUUUGUUAUUGUACUUUUUUUUGGUGUUUUUUUUUCUUCUCCUUUUCGUUAUGGAACAACAGAAAAAGGAGAAAUGUUGCUAAUAGAAGCACCAUGUUUAAUUUUAGCCAUCAAAUAUAGAAGUUUGUUAUUGAAA
This is a messenger RNA of Medicago truncatula (barrel medic), 1395 nucleotides long. Its product is annotated as plant cysteine oxidase 2. The record is from RefSeq and is a predicted model, not a curated record. The transcript has 6 exons. Gene Ontology annotation, molecular function: oxidoreductase activity, acting on single donors with incorporation of molecular oxygen, incorporation of two atoms of oxygen. Bases 284 to 1123 code for a protein of 279 amino acids. NCBI's taxonomy places the organism in Eukaryota, Viridiplantae, Streptophyta, Magnoliopsida, Fabales, Fabaceae.